Lytechinus pictus (painted urchin) is the source of this 4448-nucleotide messenger RNA. RefSeq lists its product as uncharacterized. NCBI's taxonomy places the organism in Eukaryota, Metazoa, Echinodermata, Echinoidea, Temnopleuroida, Toxopneustidae. The record is from RefSeq and is a predicted model, not a curated record. The transcript has 3 exons. The coding region runs from base 734 to 1087 and encodes 117 amino acids.
AGUUGAGUGAAGUAUAUAGCUACAUAGGGGCCUUCGACAAGAUAUUAUAUUUGCGUUCUUGCAUAAUCCUGUGAACUUUACUUAUCUGUUGGCUCUUAACUGACACACAGGAGCUAAAUGUACUUGGUUUUGUUGACAUCCUGGUUAUUUUACAUUCUCUGGUUGUGUGGAAAGAUGAUCUUGGAAGUUGGGACCAGUUGGAAUCAACCAUUGUGAAGAAUAGUCAGGUAUCAGGUGUUUGCAAACAAGCUCAUGUGCGGUGUUCUGCUUUAAAACAGUGUUAAACUUUUCCUUGAAGUUUUGAUGAACUUUUUGAAGUAUUUGCCGAUUCUUGAAGUUGGAGUGGAUAUUUCAAAGAAAAUUGAUGGGCAAUAAUGUGAUUUAUUUUUGAUCAAGGAUUUCCCCAAAGUUUCUUAAAUAUUGUAGGUCAACAUCGCAGAGCAAAGAGUGCUGCGUUCCACCAGGAACGAAGUGCACUAUUUAGCUCGGAGUUGUGUCUGAUGCUUGCUUGAAAGUGUUCUGCGCACAUCUAGUUCUCUGUCGGAAAAUCAGUUCCUCACUCUUCUAUAUAUUAAAUGUUCCUUGAAGCAACAGGGUUGGAGGAUAAAAAUGACAGAAAUAUCGACCAUAUUUGAUCUUCAGACAGAAUUUUAGUAAUCUAUGACAUUAACGUAUAAUAAGAACUUGAUUUAGGUUUUUGUUGAUAAUUGAGGAAUCCUCUGGAAUCGUCAUCAUGCGUGAAACAAGAAAGAAAGCAUCUGAAGAACAAGGAAAGAGAGGAGUUCUCAAGCGGCAGCAGGCCCAGUCAGAACCUAUCUAUGAGGCUGCUACUCUUCAAGGCAUCUCUGGAUCCGGGGCUGGAUGCUUGGACCAUCUACCCCGCACCCAGAGGCUCAGGGUCUGCAAGAAGCUUCGACAGGAACAACUCAAGAGGUACUAUGAGCAGGAGAGGGCCGAUCAUGAAAAAGGCCGCAGACUCUCGGGGAGAAGACCGCAGACACCAAACAGCAAGGGUGUCAUGGUGAAUUUUGAUAUCGCCAACAAACUAAGGGAUGCGGUCGCUAGGUUUGAUGACAAGGAAGGUUAGUGGUGUUUAAUCAAAGAUGCACUCCAAUGAUUUCUGUAAUGAGGUUGAUUUUGCCGAGAUUUUUUUUUUUUACAUAAAUUCUUUUGUCAGUGAAUUGCAACAACAAAUUUGCCCUAGGUCAAGCAGAUUUAAGGAUUUCUGUAAUGAGGUUGAUUUUGCCGAGAUUUUUUUUUUUACAUAAAUGCUUUUGUCAGUGACUGAAUUGCACCAACAAAUUUGCGCUCAGUCAAGCACAUUCAAGGAUUUCAGUAGAAUAGUUGUUAAACGAGAAUGAAACAUUUUCAGAAAUUGAGCAUUUGUGAAAAUGGAAAAUAAUGAGAUCAAUGAAAGUUUAGAAAUAAUUGGACACAAUAACAAAGUUCAGAGCAUAUGAAUGUCUUGAAUGCUUUUGCUAUUUAUUAGAUAUUUUUGAGUAACAAUUGGUUGAUUUUCAUCAUGUCCAUAGCAUUAGUUAUCUCAAAAUUGAAAUGCUAAUAAGAACUUAUUAUUUAUUCAUAUUUUCUCAAAUUUUCAUUGAUCUGUUUCUUUGAUUUCUGUUUAUUCCGACUGGUUUAAAGAGUUUCAUUCUCCUUAAUGAUGGUCACUGAGCAGAUUGUAUGGAUUUGUUUUGUAUGGGUUGAAGUGGUGAUAAUGUUGAUGGUAUCAUUUGGUGCUUGGGAGUUGACGCUGAGAGUGAAUCUUUCUGAAAGUCACACUCCUAUUUAAGGUUCCUCUGUUCUGGUAGUAGUGGUGUUAUUAGUAGAAGCGGCGAUGUGGAUCUGGAGUGGUAGUGGUAGUGCUUGUGUAGUCUGCUGUGCAAACCCUUCACUCGAGUUAAAGGUCUAAAAGUGCAGCCUACUCAUGCCUUGUGUACUGAAAGCCCUCUCAACAGCAAGUUUUGUAUGGGCUAGUCUUUGUCUGGAGACACACUUGUUUCAAUUAGGGUCUGUGCCUGCAGACUAGUCCUGGUGUUUGUGGUAGAAGCUUUGAUGUGUAUCCUUAGUGGUAGUAGUUGUGGUGAAUUGGUGGGUGUUGCUGUGAUAGUGUCAGUGAUCAUAUAGUUGAUGGUUUCCAUAGUGAUGGUAAAGAAUCAUGGUGCUGGUGGUUGUUGGAAUGAUAAUACUUUUUGUCAUAUUUGGUGAUUGUGAUGCUUAUUAUUGAGUGCUACAUUGCUGCUUAUUUGUUUGCAAAAGAUGUGAUGGUCAUGAUAUAGAAGUGGUUGUUGUAGUUGUGUAGUUGUGUUAACUGUGUGUUAAGUUAAUACCUGAUAGAAUCGAAGAGGGGGAGAGAUCACUGCCCCUUUCUAGUACCAGAUAGAAAUAAAGCCCUAUGUUUUUUCCUCUCUAUUAUUUUUGUUUUAAAGAUAAAAUGUAGCUGUGCAUGUCUGUAAUCACAUCUAGACAAUGAGAAAAUUAGACUACAUGUAAGCUAUAAGCUUGAUUGAAAAAUUCCAAUAUUGAAUAAUGAAUGUAUCUAACAUUUUUAUCUUGUGCAUGGAUAUUAUGUCACAUACAUGUAAGAUGUUAAGUUGAAAAAGGCUGGGGAGAUUCAAGACAACCACUGGACAUAAAUAGAAGCAAAUGUUGCAUCAAAACCUUUUCCUCUCAUCUUCAGCACAAGUAUCCUUGUCCAUUUCUCUAUUGUCUAAUGUUUCGAUAGCAACUGUAAUUGCAUAAAAGAAGUCUCUCUAUCUUGACCAUGAUGGCCCAAACCAAUCUCAAUUAUCAAUGAUCUAUUUUUUUUUUCUCAAUGAACCACAUUUUGCUUCUUCUAUCCCCCUCUCCCACUGCCGCCCCCUCCUCUUUCUCUUCUCUCGAUCUCCCUCCAUCUCUAUCUCUCCUCCCUCUCCCUUUCUGUGCCCCCUUCUUUUUUUUUCUCUGCCCCCUCUUUGUUCUCUCCCCCUCUCUCUUCUUCCCUUCUCUUCUCUCUCAAUGCCCCUUCUCUGACUUUUCUUUCCCCUCUCUGUACUCCCCCUCUCCUUUACUUCCCUUCUCUUUUCUCUCCAUGCCCCCUUAUGUAUCUUUCUCACUCCCUGUCUUUCUCCUUUCCCCUCCCUGUUUAAAUCCUUAUUCCAACAACUGAAAGUUAGUCUAUUCUGUCAUCUUGUCAAUGUUUUAAUCAUAUAAUCAUCCAACUUGCCCCCCCCCACCAGGCGGGCGGAAUCCCACAACCCAAUACCUCACAUCAUACUUUCACUUCAAUUCUAGCAGGAGAAAAAUGAAUCUGCUGUUAAAGAAGAAAAAGUGAUUACUUUGUGCCAUGUUUGAGUGAAUCACUCGUAGGAUUUUGCUAAGAAGCUAUUAACAAGAGGAAAUUAGCUAUCUAUUAAAGGAAAAACCCACUGUCAGUGGCUUGCCAUAAUUGAUCUGUCUAGGGCAAUCUCUAAACACUCAAUUUGUAGACUGUUUCCCAAGUAUUGUAUAAGAGCUAGACAUGAAAGUUUAUUUCUCUUUCAUUUUUCUUCAAUUACAUGUAUAUCAGUCUUUUGAAUAAAAUAAAGGGAAAAGUCUAACCGUUCAAUAAAUAUUUAAUUGUUAUAUAAAUAUAAUUUUUGUAUUAUUUUUUUCUGACUUGAGUAUUGGGACAAGUGUGCCCUAGCUUCAAGAUGCUCGACAGAGCAUACUUAUACUGAUACUUUCUAACAUUUCCUGCUGAUUUUAAUAGGGAAUAUAUAAAUUUCCACAAUAUACAUGAAUUUCAACUUUUGAUUUGGACGUGAACCCCCCCCAAAAUUGACAAUUAAAAAAAAUCCAAAAAUUGUAUUUAACUUGUUUGGUUAAUCUUAUAUGGCCUCCCUGUUUUGAAUGUGAAUAUUUACAUAAUUUGUCGGUUUUCAGAUUUAAAUAUUACAUAAUUGUCAACAAUUUACUCUAUUGUCAUUUUGUGCCUUACAUAGAAAUGCAGUAUAAGGUCCAUUGUAUAAGUAUUAAUACUGAUAAUUAGUAUUGCAAAAAUAUAAAUAUGUUAAAUCAACAAAGGAUGAAUUCAACCAUGUUAGAAGUUGUUAUGAAUUAUGCAUGUAUGAUAUUAGUGUAGCGAACCUUAAAAAAAAACAAUUGAAAAUGAUGAAAUAAGACCUUAUUAGGAAAAGGGCUGGAGUAUUUUAAAAGUUGAACUAUAACUAAAGAUUACUAAGGGAGGAAAAAUGUAUUGCUGAUUAAUUUUUUGUGAACAUAAAUGAAGCAUUCAAAUUUCUGUUAAUUGAAUCUCAUCUUUUAGUCCAAGAUACAUUAUAUUCGUCAGAGAAAAUACAUAAUGUAUUUUGAUUUUAUAAAUUAACCGCAUUGUGAUCAAACCAUUAAUAAGAUCAAACAGAAUGGAAGAAAUAUUUAUUUGCUGUAAUUGCAUCUGUUUAUGCUCAUUUUGGAUUGGUUUGCUAACG